Molecule: messenger RNA, 16513 nt
Organism: Homalodisca vitripennis (glassy-winged sharpshooter)
Lineage: Eukaryota; Metazoa; Arthropoda; Insecta; Hemiptera; Cicadellidae
Gene: sei
Product: potassium voltage-gated channel subfamily H member 6
Exons: 32
Coding region: 287-4585 (1432 amino acids)
Biological process (GO): potassium ion transmembrane transport; membrane repolarization during action potential
Cellular component (GO): membrane
Molecular function (GO): inward rectifier potassium channel activity
Source: RefSeq, a predicted model, not a curated record
CGACACCGUCAGUAGCGUGGCGUCGGCCGAGCCGUGUCCCGACGCCAUGUAAAGCGCGUCGGUUUUAUUUUUAGUUUUAUUUGAUUGUGAUAUCAUUUACGCGUUCGUUAAGCUUAAUUGAGUAAAAGAGAUUUAAUAUUAGUGUCCCCGUAAAUAGAUUUACUUCUGAUAGUUUUCACCAGUUUGAGUUCCGGUUUCCAAUAAAGUUGUUUACCGUACCCUAGACCGAGUGAUGUUUAAGGUUAUGGCAGUGUAGGACUGCAGCUAGUGUCUGUGAGCCCGCAGGAUGCCUGUACGCCGAGGACAUGUCGCCCCCAGGACCACCAUCAUCGAGACCAUCAUCCGUAAAUUCGAUACUCACAAUCGUAGUUUCCUGGUGGCGAAUGCACAGAACAACUCGUGCCACAUCAUCUACUGCUCGGAUGGUUUCUGCAGACUGUCCGGGUUCAGUCGUGCAGAGGUGAUGCAGCGACCCGCCUCCUGUGACUUCCUGCACGGUCCGCUCACCAGCCAGCAUGCCGUCAACGUGGUCAAGGAGGCGUUGGCCGCGGGACAGGAGAAGCACUUCGAGAUCCUCUACUACCGGAAGGACGGUACCAAGUUCCUAUGUAGCGAGGUCAUAGCUCCUGUGAAGAGUGAAGUGGAUGACAUCUGUCUCUACAUCAUCAACUUCGAGGACCUGACUAACCCGCAGCCUUAUGUGGAUGAGCCGGCGUCCAAUCAUCGCCUCAGCAAGUUCGACCGAGCACGGCAGUCAUUCCGGCAGUCGCUGCGUAUGCCGCUGAGGGGUCGGGGUCUACGGUUCGCUCAGUCGCGCCACCUCACACCUCCGACGGCAGAAGAGGGCGAUGAAGAGGAUCCUGUCAGAGCAAGGAGUAUGGACCAAAGACGACUGACCAACGAGCCCACAACGACCACAAUCAUAGAGAACGAGAGACUGAGACAGCCCGACCCCUCCUCCAUCAGCCCCGCCAGCAUCCAUCCCGGCAACAACCACGUGCCGGCCCCCAUCGCCUCCCCGGAGAAGGUUCGACCACAAAGGCCAUUUUGUUCUCUCAUUGCACUAACACACUCGGUCUCCCAGAAGAGCGGGACGUUGCCUUGGGAGCUGGAAGACAGCGGGGGAGGGAGAUCCUCCGUGCCUCACGCCAGUUCUCUGGAUGCCAUUUCCCGAAGACAACGGACCCCAGAGGCCGUCCCCACCCCUAAAGUACCUAGUAGAAGUGCUACCUGUAGUGUCUUGACAUCCACAGGAGCUGAAGACAUUCCUCCAAGACUGAGACCUCAUACACUUGAUAACUUUUCUGAAGCGACGAGAAACCAUGUGGCAAAACGUUUCCCCAACACGUCGUCUGAGAGUGAUCUGCAGCAUUACCGCGCCUCGGCGCAUUGGGACCACGCCCCUUCACUCUCCAAUGUCGCCUCAGACAGCCUUAAACACAAGUAUUCCAUUCAAGACAACGGUUCCGCCAAGUACUUCCAGGGAGCAAUGCACACACCCAACAUGGGGGAGAAAGUUGCCCAGGUUCUGUCGUUGGGUGCGGACGUCCUCCCCGAGUACAAGCUGCAGUCACCGCGGAUACACAAGUGGACGGUGCUGCACUACAGUCCCUUCAAAGCCGUCUGGGACUGGAUCAUCUUGCUCCUGGUCAUGUACACGGCUAUUUUCACACCAUACGUUGCCGCUUUCCUACUCAACGAGCCGGACUUCAGCACGCGCAAGAACAAGAAAUACGGAGACGAUCCUAUUGUUAUCAUAGAUCUCAUAGUUGACGUCACUUUCAUCGUGGACAUACUGAUAAACUUCAGGACAACAUAUGUCAACAAUAAUGAUGAAGUAGUCUCACAUCCUGGUAAAAUAGCCGUCCACUACCUUAGAGGUUGGUUCCUCAUCGAUCUCGUAGCAGCCAUCCCCUUCGAUCUGCUGCUGUUUGGGUCCGACACAGACGAGCAGUUGGGCUUGGAUGCUGAUGAGACCACUACGCUGAUCGGCCUACUCAAGACAGCAAGGCUUCUGCGCCUGGUGCGAGUAGCACGCAAGAUAGACCGAUACUCUGAGUACGGAGCUGCUGUGCUGCUUCUACUCAUGGCCACCUUUGCGCUCAUCGCACAUUGGCUCGCUUGUAUAUGGUAUGCAAUAGGUAAUGCAGAGCGUCCACACCUGCAGAGUAAAGUCGGUUGGCUCGACAUUCUUGCCAAUGACACACACCAGUUCUACUUACACAACAAUACUGGGGGGCCUUCAAUAAAGUCCCGAUACAUCACAGCGCUGUAUUUCACAUUUUCAUCGUUAACGUCAGUGGGCUUUGGCAAUGUGGCUCCCAACACAGAUGCCGAGAAAGUGUUUACAAUUUGUGUCAUGUUAGUUGGAUCUCUGAUGUAUGCCAGCAUAUUUGGGAAUGUAUCAGCGAUCAUCCAAAGGUUGUACAGUGGUACUGCAAGGUAUCAUACACAGAUGCUGAGAGUUAGAGAGUUUAUUAGAUUCCAUCAAAUCCCCAACCCCUUGAGACAAAGGCUGGAAGAAUACUUUCAGCAUGCCUGGACGUACACAAACGGUAUAGACAUGAACAGUGUACUGAAAGGGUUUCCUGAGUGCCUUCAGGCUGAUAUUUGCCUCCACCUCAACCGCAAUUUGCUCACCAACUGUUCUGCUUUUGAUGGUGCUUCUCCGGGCUGCCUCAGGGCACUAUCAUUAAAGUUCAAAACCACCCAUGCUCCCCCUGGUGAUACUCUUGUCCACAAAGGCGAUGUGCUCACUUCCCUGUACUUCAUAUCUCGAGGCUCAAUAGAGAUACUCAAAGACGAUGUAGUUAUGGCAAUACUUAGUAAAGAUGAUAUUUUUGGUGAGAACCCAUGUGCCCAUGCAACAAUUGGCAAGUCUAGCUGCAAUGUUCGAGCCCUUACUUACUGCGACCUACACAAGAUCCAUAGAGAUGACCUGCUAGACGUUCUAGACCUUUAUCCUGAGUUUUACCAGUCUUUCACAAACAAUUUGGAAAUCACCUUUUAUAUGAGAGAUGAGGACCAGGCUGGUGUAGACCCAAGAGCAGGGAGGAUCAGCAGGAGACACCAUUCCCGAUCCAACUCACAGGACCCAGGAGGCGGGGAAGGUGGUGGACUGGGUGGACUGGACAUGGAUGUCCGACGGUUCACCUUCCGCCCACCUGUCACUGCCAAGUUCCACCAGUCCAGCGUCGAGAGCACUCACUCUUUCAGGGCAGGUUCCAGUGAUGAGGGCUCAGACCACCAUGACAAAUGCAGUGGUCACGGAAUACUAGAAUUCUCUACGGACAAGGCUGGUCAAGAUGUUACUCCGAUGAAUCUCCAGUUUGGUGACAAUAACCAGCAGCGGUCUGCGACACUGAACUCUAUUACCGGCAUGUUCAGUCACCUGAAACGUAGCCUGACAGAUCUCCGUUUGCAUGGAUUCAACAAUAAGCAGGUUCUCAGGGAUGACUCUCCACCCCAGUCUGGACGCUCGGAGGCCCGCGUCAAACGAUCCAGCAGCUCCCACAAUGUGAAACACUCUAGACUGGACAUGAGAUUAUCACCUACCCCUACCAUAGUAGAUUACUCCAGAGAAACUCAACCCCUGUUGGAGCAUCAAGAUCCAAUUUCAGAGUCCGGAUUGCCUAGUCCACAGCACACCGUAGUUCUGCCGCAGCAGUCCCCAGGUGAGGAAAACCACUUAGCUGUGACCACUGGCUCCUCGCACUCGCACUACACAACCCCCGGCUCUCUCAGCCCUUUGACACAUUCCAUAGUUCCCCCUAGACCCUCUCAAAUUGCUACCUCAUCUGUGAUACAACAACCACCCAGCUCCUCGACACAUGCCGGGGAACAGGAGGAACCAGAGAAGUCAUCUCACUGCUGCAGUAACUGUGGUUACGCGAGAGGCUACGAUAGUGAUAUUAAUUCUAGGAUAGACCGCUUGUCUAGGCACUUGGAGUCAUUAGAGAACUCAGUAGCAACUGAUGUAAGACUGAUACUAGCAUUACUUCGUCAACAAGGAAUGAAGCCUGCCAGUUCAAUGCCAGAUUCUAGGGAGCCCCCAUGGCUAGAGACCAGUGCGAGGCCGAGACCGUCUGUCCAAAGAAGCUCAAGUGUUCCACAGAAUAGCCGCAGUUUACAUUCCUCAUCAGCUUUAUCCAGGGGUGCAACACAAGAGGAAGCAGUGGGAGGUGAGGUUGCCCCCACAAGAUGGCCUCCGAGCCUGUCACCUCGGGCCCAGAACAGUGCUAUUCCCAGGCGGAGUCAGUCUCAGCCAGUUGAUGUUUCCCAGCAGGCAGUAGCUCAACACCAACAGCAAGAGGAGACAACGUGGGCCAGUGCCCAGCUGAUCACCUCCAAUGUUCCUGAGACAAGUUCUGAAUCUGAUCCUUGGAGGAUGGACGUCAGCAGUCGGAGGCGGCAGUUUUUCUCCAACCGGAGCUCUGCGUCAACAAGUGACGAAGCAGCCAUGUUGGACUUCCCAGCUGCUCCUAUUGCUAGGCUGGACUCUCUCCAUGAGUUGGACGGCCGGAGCACAAGGAUGAGUUCAUCAUCGUCUAGCAAUCAGUUGGACUCUAAAUCAUCACAAGUUUAGUGAACAGUGUAAGACAGUCAUUAGUAUAUAGAAUAUAUUACAAACGGUUUAUGGGAAAUAUGUUAUUUAGGUACUAGUACAUACAAAUUUCACUAAGUUUUUGCAAUGUGGUGAAUUAUCGAUUACUCUAGAAUAUUUGUUAUGUCAUUUAGAGGCAGUAAGUUUUAAAAAUGGACUUGGUUUGUGAAAAUGUAAUAACGGUUCAAGGAAUUUUCUAUUCAAACACUAUUUAUCCGAAAUCAGUUGCAGAUUUAAUUUUUGGUUAGCUGUAUUUGUGUAUGUGACCAAUAUUUGUGCCUUCUCAUGGGUUGCUUACAAACCAUGACAAAACAGUGUUAUAUCCUUGUAAAAAAUUAAUUUAAUUUAAUUAUUAAUAUGUUCUUCCUUGGUGUUUUACAAAUUAUAACUGUCAAACAUGGUGUAUAAUUUAUUCUUCAGACAUAAUAUGUAUGGAUAGUUAAAACGAUUUCCAUUGUGUUUGAAUAAAUUUUUUAUAUUGCACUUUACUCAAUUGUCAAUGUUUGAAUACAAAGCAUCAGUUUCAAUAAUACAAGUAACUCUUUAAGUCUAAUUAGUUAGAGUGCUUUGAGUUCCAACAAUACUUUCAUGCAAAAUAAGAUUUAGAUACCUUUUAAUAACUGAAGACAGUAUUAUGAUUGUAAAUCAUCAUUUUAAAUUACUACUAUUUACUACAUAGAUGAAUAUCAAUUAAAUUUAAUACUGUAGUUUUAUUUAUUACAAUUCAAAACUGGACAAGAUGAAUAUGUGAAUAUAACUUUUUUAUAUAAAUAAUGAUUCAAAUUUGUUAAUAAUUAUAUAUAUAUAAUUAAAAUUUUGCAUUUACUUGUCGUAAUCCAAUCAGUGGCACAUGUAAGGGAUACUCAGAUUUUAUAAAAUAUAUAUUAAUACUAAAUUAGUUCACUCAAAAAUAUUUUACACCCUGAUCUGAUCAUAAGUAUGAAAAAGUUGCAUUUUGAGAAAGUAAUAAAGUUAUAAGAUCAAGAUUUUAAAAAGAAGCAUACAUGGUUCUUUGCCACUAGCCAAGCUAUUUCCUAAAAAUGACCCUGAGAGUCACUCAGUUCUUUUAAGCAUGAGUGUUCUUGGACAGCUAUUUAGAAAUAUACUCUCUGUGUCUGUGCCAAAUAAGAAUUUUGUCAAUUUCAAAAACCAAGAAAUUUUGUAAGGUUUUAUGAUAAAACUGCAACUGGUUCCUAAUAAUUUUUCAUAUCAAGAUCUAUCUUGAAUGUAAUAUUCUCUGUUGUAUGAGAACAACUAAUACAAAUUUAUAUAAAUGAUUAAUACCAUUAUAUCACGUAAUUGAUCUGUAAUAGGGAACAGGUAAUUUAAUAAUUAAUAAAUAUUAUAAUGAUUAAAAAAAAACCAAAUCUAAUUGUUGAUGCAAAAUGUUUAUUAAUCUCUCUUUUACUGUCAUAAAAUAUAUAAAUUGCACAUAAUAAGGUCCAUAAAUCAAAUGCAACUACAAAAAUUAUUUGUAGCCAAAAGAUUGUUAAAUUAUAGAUAAUGGUUAAUUAACAAGUUCACAAUGACAGCGUAUUUCCGGGCAUUUUUAAUUUGCCGUCAAAAUUUUCAGUAAUAAUGACACAAACUGUAAUCUUUUUUAUGUUAGACGUCUAAGUAUAAUGAGAAAUGUAUGUAGGCUUCAUAAUGUUGCACAACAAAUUUUAUUUUAAUAUGUUUUUACUACCAUUGUUAGCGGUUUGCUGGUAUCUGACGUGUAAAGUGUUCAAUAUAACCUAUGUUAUAACGUAAUGACGCCGGUGAUGGAGUCAAUAGUUACUACCAUUGUUAGCGGUUUGCUGGUAUCGGACUUGUAAACUGUUCAAUUUUUUCCCCAAGGUACCUAAAAAAUUAAUUUACCUAAAAAUUAAGCAGUCGUGCACCUGACGGGGUACAUGGUAGUCUAAGGUGUUCAUUUAAGCAUGUUAUCAGAUUUAACGAAUCAAAGACAGGCAAACAAUUAUAUCACAAUAAUGAAAUGCAAAGCAAUGUGUAUCCCAUCGGGUGCACAACGCGCUUUACAAAAGCACAGUGUGUACCCGAUGGGGUUCAUGACGGCAGUUGUGAAUAAACACGAGUAGCCGAUGGGGUACAUGUCGUUGUGAACGUGAUAAACAAGAACAAUUUAUAAUAAUAUUACUUGAAACAUCUUUAGCAUUAUAAAAUAAUCACCCAUGUGAUUUAUCAUUUAAAAAAUUCACUUAAUCUAUUUCCGUACUAAAUAAGUUUAAUUGAGAAACAGUAAGUGAUAUAUAUUGAAUUGGUACUAAUAAACGUCUACUUAAUCUAUACAAAUUUGGAAAUUAAAAGAGUUUCUAAAUUAACUAAAGAAAUCUAAUUAACAAUUACAAAUUUCCUUUAAUUCUUGUUAUAUAAAAAUAUAUACAGCAAAAUUGUACAAUUUCAUGUUAUUCAAUCAAAACGUAUCCCAUUACUGUUUUUUGAAUAAUUGACUUCAAAGACUGUAAUUAUCAAUAACUGUUUUAAUAUCUUAAUUUUCUGUUAGUGUAAAUGAAACACUUAACUCUAAUCUUCUUAAUCUUUUUUUCUAUAUACAGCUAUAACAACUAUAAUAACUAUAUACAUAAAAGUGAACUUGAUAUAUAUAUGCCUUACAUCGAUAUAUAUGCGCAUAUCUUUAUCAAAUAUAUAUAUAAAUAUUUAUUUGAUUGAAAGUAGAUGUAAUAUUAGAACUAAAAUAAGUGAAUCCAUAGAAUAAUUAAACAUAAAUGAGUUUAAAUAGCUUGAACCAAUACACUCUAGAGUAUAUGACAAGUCAAGAUAAACCUUGAUAUUAAUAAAUUAUUAGAAACCAGUCAUAACAUCUCAAAACAAAAACAAAGAUGAUAUAAAACAUCUCAGAACAAAAGUAAGAUUCUGUCAGAUAUACCUCAUUGCAGGACAUAUACCACAACAUAAAAAAUACCUUUUUCUGUGAAGGGGAAAAUGCUAUUUUAUGAGUCAAAAUGCAUUAGUUUAGUGUCUUCAAAGAGACAACAAAGAACUUUCACAUAUUUUGUUUGAGUUGAGCAGAAGCUGCACUUUCUGUUCAAAUUUUUUUAUUAACACACAAGAGAAAAUGGUAGUAAAUGAGAGAUACCUCAUCUUCAUUCCUUCUUCCUGAUAAUACAUUUCAAACACUAGAUCAGUGUUAACACAUUCACUGCUAAGAUCUCCGAUCGGAGACGCGCUGAACUUACCUUGGAUGCUGCCACACCCGAUCAUAGACCAUCGGCCAUUGUUUUCUAUGUAUGCUAAAAUUUUUCAGCACCCCAGAUGAGUUUCAUAUUUUUCUUAGCAAUGAAUGUGUUAAAUUAGUUGUAUUCAUUACACACAUUAACGAGUAAUUCAGAACAGAAAAUUACACCGUUUGAUGUUUAAUUUGACCUUAACCAAAAUCACUUCAAAACUUUUAAUGUUACUGUAGUUAACUUGUAGUUAUUGUUAGGAUAUACAUUUCAGUUAGUUUUUGACAUCUUAACAAACCUGAGAAAUGCUCUUAUUGAAGGUGUUGUUUCUAGUUAUGAAAUAACCACUGUACUUUGUCUAUUGUUGAAUAUUCAAAACAUGUGUGAAAACAGCAAUUUUGUUUUAUUACCUAUUUUAUGAAAAUUAUGUAAGUGUUUUAUUAAAUUAAUAUUAAUAGAAUUUAUUUUGUUUUGUAAUUAUUUGUAUACAACACUAAGAGUAUACUGGGCUACAGACUUUUCCAGCCCGUUAUUUUAAAAAUCGAUCAAAACCUUGCCACCUAAUAACAUAUUUCCCAUAGAUGUUUUACAUUUUUGUACUAUCCACAUCGCUACAGAAUAAUACACUGAAAGUUUAGAAGACCCUGACAAAGAAAUGUGUUAACAUUUGAUAAGCUCUUUUUAAGAAUGGUAAUCUCCUGACUUUAGCUACACAACGAUGUUUCAUGCUUUCAUUUCGUAUCUGUGACUGUAUUGUGUAAAACCAUUUUUAUCUCUUCCCAUAACUAUAUGCAUUAAAAUCAUUAUGGAUUUAAAUAAGAACACUCGAUUAAAAUGCUCAGUUCCAUGUAAUUCACUUGUAACUACAUACUUAUUGGUAAUAUUCUAAUUCACUUCUUUAAUGCUGAGCUAACAAAAACAACUUAUUAAAUAAAAUCAAUUACAAAUCACCUAUUUCAGCAAUGCCUCACUUAAUUUUUUGAUUUGAUAUUCAAAUCAAGCAUAACCACGCCCACGCUUAGCUGAGAUGUGAAACUGGUGGCUUUUGUCAGUCUUUCAUAGUCAAUUUUUGUACUCUCCACAGCUUUGAAAUGUGCAAAGUGUGAGUCAACAAAACAAUUUUUCUCUCUCUAUCAUAAAAACUACCAAGAGUUUUAUUUUAUAUUAAUUUGAACACAGCUUUAAUAAAAAUGCUUUAUUAUUUACUUUCAUUUUCAGAAAUAUACUGACUAGAUAUCACGAAUUAUAUUUGCAAAAGUAACAAUUCAACCCAUUACUGAAACUUCCAUCUAGCUGUAAAUCUUUUCUACUUACUUCUCUAAGGGAUUUUUGGUGUUAUAAUUUCUAAAUUCUAAAAUAACCCUUACAUUACUACUGUUCUUCUUUCUCCACAAAUUAUUCAACAAUCCUAACCUCCCCCCAAAAAGAAGCUCUAUAUAGUAUUAUAUAUUUUUUAAGAAUAUAGUAUUAUUUUUAAAUUUGCACAAUAUGCUGUAAAUUUAUUUGCUCUUCCUUCAACAAGCUAAAUUCUCCCACUUUUCUCCUGUAAACUUAUCUAGCACAAAUUUCUUCUCAGUUAUUUUUUAAUUUAAACGAAAAAUUUAAAAUUUGGAUACAAUAAGGGGGAUUUGUGCUGUUUAAGAGUAUAGGGAUACACAGGAAUAGGAACACAGUCUGCAAAAUACCUGCAAAUGUUUAAGAAUUGGGUACCAAUAAGUCCUGAACGUCAUCCAAUCAUGCAAAGAUCACAGAGAUGCCUGGGAAUAUAAGCAAUUUGGUAAACAUUAUACAGUAAAAUUGUAUGAAAAAUUUAAUUUAAAAAAGUUGAACCCAUCCCAAAUGCUCCAGUAUUUGUGUGAAAAUAAGUUGUAAAAUUUUUCACAGUUUAAUUCGACAAGAAUCUAUAAAAAAAGAUGGGAAAAGUAAGGGGGGAUCAAUUUGUAUGUACUUGUGGUUUCCUUAUAUGUUCAUUUAAAAUUAAUUUAAAUCGACUUAAUUAGGAAACAAACACAUUUAAUGAAUUCAUAUCACUGUACAUUGACCCUUUAUUCUUCUGAGGUAAUCAUAUAACAUAUAACCAAAGAAGGUUAAGGGCUGUGGCCCUUCUUCACCCCUCUCCCCCUCUCAUUAACUCAUUAAUAUAAUUUUAAUAAAAACCAAAUAAUGCGUUUGAAAAAUAAAAUUUUUAAUACGCGUAGUUUCCUUUUAUUGAUGAAUUUUUUGGAUAGUCAAUUGUUUUCUAUAACAAUGUUACGUCUCAAGGUUUUAGGGUCCUGUGUAAAAAAUAUAUGUGUAUCCCUCCGUUUCUCAAAAUUGUUUAAAGCUUAUUAAUAUAAAUGAUCCUUCAAAUUUUGGAGUAAAAAAUUAACUUUUUAUUAGUGUAAAUUAGUUGAAGAACAAAUUUUAAAUACAAAAGAUCCUGUUUUUUUGAGUAUACAUAAGGGAAGUAUACGUUAUACUUCCUCCAUUAUUUAUUAACUUAAACACCUUUUUUCCAACAAAAUGUACAAUGCAAGAAGGCAUGAAUUUUUGUGUGUGUAUGUAAACAAGUACUGGUUGCAAAUCUAGAGAACAAAUUAAAUAAUAGUAUCAUAAAUCAAACUAGAUCCUUAUUUGUGCAAUAAGGUAAUUAGCAAUGCAAAUUAUUGCAGUUUCUAUGUGCAAUAAAUCACUACUAUUUUUUAAUCACUUGUACCAAAGUGUCAGACACAUAGUUAACACUUCUAAAAUGUCACACUAAACACUGCCUUGUACUUUCAAGCCUAGCUUGUUUAAAACCAAGCCUUUUAAAUUGGAUUUUAGCAACAGAUUUUCAAGGGUGUGUAAUUUGGGACUUUUUAAAUUUGCAAUUGGAUUUGGACAGUUUUCCCUUAAAAAUAAGAGUAAAAAUACAUGUUUUUUUUUUACUGGAACACUAAUAUAAUAUGUUAUUGCUAAGGAGUUUUCAUAUUAUUUUUGACUUUUAUCUUUAAAAUUCAUAUAUGGCUUCUUUUUAUUUCCAGUACUGAUUCCAAAUGUGAUAUUUACAGGAUGUGGAAAUAUAAUUACUAUAUACUAUAAUUACUAAAAACAAGUGAAAUAAUUUUUUUUAACACGUAUUGUAACCACCUUGGUUUAGCUUUUCUCAAGCUGAACCAAUUUUAAUAGAUAAUAACAACUUUUUUAUGUCUACAAAAGUAAAAUGUUUUAUUUUAUUGAGCAUGUGGGUAUACAACACAUCUAGCAGAAGGGUAUGAAUAUGUUUUAUACAUUAGAAAAAAUGCACAAGUGUAUGCAGUACAGUUAGCAACAGGCUAUAAUAUUAAAUGUGGGGUCAAAGAACAGACUCACUUACAGUGAACACAUGUCAGUCAGCAUAUGCUUACAUAUGGAGGGCUAAAGCAUGAGGCCAUGCAUAGAAUGCUUUGAAAAAUUUAUUUAAUACAGUUUUUAUAGUUUUCAGAAGUCUAUGUAGAGUAAUUCAACCUUUUUGUAACAGAUUAGUAAUGUAAACAGUAUAUCUAUUUCACAUCUUAUUUCAAACUUUUACUUAGGUUCCAUAGUAUUAGUUAAAUUUUAAAAGUAUUUAACAGAUAAUAAAUGUUUAAGUCAGUAUUUGUUUUAAAUGAUUUUCUUAUACCAUAUUUUAUUUCAAUAAAUUAAUGAGUAGUUGAUAAAUGAACAACACGGUAAAUAAAUAGUGAUAGUUAAAUAACAGAAUAUUCAGACCAGUUAAAAACAGCAUUGACUGAGUUUAAGCUUUUAGAACUCCUUGUUUUAUAUACACUUGUAAAAUGCAAAAACUACAUAGAAAAUAUGUCUCCAUUGUUAUUCAGCUAAAGAUUUUGUAGUGUGCUGUCAAGAAGGGGGAGUGUAUUGUGAUUGUGAUCGGGAAAGCUGCUAAUUCCUGUGACAACUCAAUCGAUAAUAAAUAAGAUGCACCUAUUUGAUGAUUACAUAUCAUUUUUGUUUGAAUUGUUCAAAUAAUUAUUAAUUCUGUAUUGUUUGGUUAUUGUUUUAUCUAUGUUCUUUAUACCUAAUACAUAUUAUAUUCUCAUGGUCUAAACCUUGCAAUAAAGAAUACUUUAAAGGAGGCAUUUUAGUACUUAGGCUAACUUAAAAAAAACUCAGAAAGUCUGGGGCUUUGUUGUCUAAGACCAUUUAACCAUAAUAUAAGAAAAAUUGCUGUUUUAAAUUUUCUUUUCCAUUAUUGGGCAUGCUAGUGGGGUUAAGUAAAUGUGAUAUUAAUUCAAUAUCUUUUAAUUUAGAUAUUUGAAAUGAUUUUAGUAAACUUUACGUUUACUUUGUUCCUUUUUGUUGUUGUAUAUGGUGCAAUUUUAUUAAUUCUUCAAUUUAUUAAAUCGUGUGAUUUUUUCCACUCAUCAAAAGAAACUCUGCUAUCACAAAAAGAUGUUUGCUUCUGUUUAUAAAAUAGACAAAUAGAGUAGGUUUUAUAAUGUAAGAAUAAGAAUGUAAAGUAAUAAGCUGCAAAGUCAUAAUUUUAGCGUUUGUUCAUCAUGUUAAUGAGCCUUAUUUUAAUUUUUAUACAAAGUUUGCAGAUUGUAAAGCGUUUUUUAUUCAACUGUAUAGUAUUUGAUUGGAAUCACCAUUGUAAGUACAAUGCAAAUAGACUUUUUAAACAUCCUGUACUGUAUGCCAUGCAAUAGACUUGUAAUACAAACACAUAUUCGCAGUCACAGUGUUGGUGCUUUACCUUUUUAUAUAAUAUGGUGUCUUAUAAAAUAAAAGACUUAGAAUAAUUGAUUUGUUUCAUGUAGUUUGAAAUGUAUUAUUUUGGUUGUAUUUUUUCCAUACACAUGUUGCUCUUCUUGCACUUAUUUUGUUCUAAGUACCAAGUAUAUUAUAGCCAUCUAGCCGACCUUAUACAUAGGUAGUUGCUGUCAAAUAAGAGUUGUACACUUUUAACUUUUCUGUGUAUUAUAUGCUGUAAAUAAAUCUGACGUCAAGCCACACGACUUUUACAUAACAUUUAAUGAUAUACGUUUUAAAUCAAAUCUUUUUUAGUUGCUCCUUGACUUUUCAUUGUGACAAUCUUUAUCUGGCAUUAUAUUUAAAGUAUAUUCUUUUCAGUUUUCUUGUGAACAAAAGCAAAUUCUGAAAGACCGUAACGGUCUGUGAUAUAUUCAGGGUCCGCAAGCUAAUCUCAGAGUGUUUUAGGAUAUGUUUCUAUUUAUUUACAGUUUUCUCAACAUAGCACUGAUUUAAAUAUUUGUCAUUUAUUUUAUCCCUCCGAUUCCAACAUAUUUAUUACUAACAAGAUUAUAAGGUAAGAGAAGUGCUCAAUUGGCACAGUGCCAAGACAGUUUUAGUUUUCAAUAGUACAUGCUAUUUUCACACACAGCAGUUUUAUUUUUUUUUACUGUCAUUAUCGAAAAGCAAUACAAUAUCUUAAUAUUAUUAAAGAAACAAACAAAACUGUAUGCCAGCUUUAUAGGUUGAAUAAAAUAUAUGUAAAAUGUACUAUAUUUGAACUAUUGUCUCUCUCUGUAUAAAUAUAUCUUUCUUUUGGAUCUCUAUAUUGUUUCUGUAAUACUAUAUUUAGUGUUUCAAAUCUGAAAUUAAAUCAAGAACAAGUAAUAGGCAAUGCAGAAAUGUCACACUAUUAUUUAUAUAAAUUCUGUAAAAAAUAUUCAUUUUCAAAUAGAAAACAUCACUGCUAAAAAAAAUGAAUUGGGGCACUUUACAAUAUAUUUAAACACUUUCAGUGCCAAAUUUUUUUAUGUGAAUAAUAAGUCAGUCAGAGGUUUUACCCAAAAUUCUCAUAUCAUGUUCACCAAUUCAUGUAAUCCUAUUUUUAAAAGUCAUAAUAUUAAAUUUAUUCUGAAAUUUUUAUUUGUUUGAACGGAGUUACAACUAUCUUCCAUAGCACAUAUAUCCUUAUUUUUCACUUGGGAUUUACUUACUUUAACACGGCAGUGGGCUCACUAUCCCUUCAAUGCUUGCCACACUUAUCUGAUCUAAAAUUGACACAACUAGGCUUUGUGUGAAAACCACACUUCUUCUUCAAACCUCUAUUAACUUUUUUUAAUAAAUGCGGAUAUUAAAGAGGGGUUUCUCAUGAUCAUGAAUAUCUUAAAAUAUAUUUGUUCAGACAGGUAAUAAGUCGUGAACAGGUAACAUUUUAAUAGUAUAUUUUAUAUUAAAAGAGUAGAUAAGUAGUCCUAUUUCAAUAGGACCUGCUAAACUGCGGGUGCGCCUGUAAAACUGCUAUAACUGCUAUAGAACACUCAUAUCACUUUGCAUAUGGCUGAUAUUAAUCUCACACUAAAUGGCAGUGUACCAUAUUAAAGUUAAAACUUAUAGUGCACACACUAUAAGUUUUAUGACACUGUCGAAGUUUUAUGUGUUAAUAAUAAUACAUUAGUAACACAAUUUAUUAUUAUCUUGUAAUAUUUAGCCCUUGCAAUAACCAUCUUCUUUUGGUUAAUUGUUCAAAAUUGCAAUACAUACUGAAAUCAAGAAAACUAAAACAAAGCACAUUAACAUCAUGCUGGCAAAUUGUUAUAAUUUCCAAAAAUAUAAAAUGUUCCAUUUUUUAAAGUUAGGUUUCACUUUUUAUGUAUUUGCUACUAUUUGCUAUUUCAUGUAUGUUCUCACUUCUCAAAACAUUUGAUUACACAUAAUGAUAAAAGUAUUCUGUCUACACUAUAAUAAACAAUUGAGAGUUUUUAAAUCAGCAGAGGGCUUUGAGAGCUUUGGUAGACUCAAUGUGGUGUAGAUAAGUUUGAGGUUGGCAUGAGGUUGGUAGCAUAUCAGAUACUAGAACCUUCUGACAGUGAUCUAGAUGUGGUUCCUUACACUAGACCAUAUUAUGUUGGUCUUCACUAGUAACAAGGGUUUUCCAUACAAUUUUUUAUUAUCUACUACAUGGUCUUAGACCUUAGAAAUUCAUAAUAUGGUUUGAAUUAACAGGGCUGAAAGCCAAGGAUUUUUGCUAGUUGAUAUAAAAAUCAGCAGGCUUAUCUUCAUGUAAACUACCUGCCAGGAUUCACUGAUUUAAAACAAACAUAUAAAAGUACACAUAUUUUGAAAUUUUCGAUUUCACUGUAAUCUUCUUUCAAUCAGUAGAGAACAUUUAUUCAAAUUCAAAGCAUAAAUUCUAAAUAUGUUUCAUUAAAAAUAUAUUUUAACUCACUUGUAACAAAUACACAAGGAAAUAUUUGAAACAAUCUCUAAAAAUAUUUUAAAAUACUUUGAGUUAUAUAAUUUUAACAAUUAAUUGUAUAUUAACUCUGGCAACGGUGUUAAGAUGGUGGAUAUCUUUGAUGUUUUGAACUUGUUCACAAAUCACCAAGAUUAACACAUAUUAGCCUUAUUUUUAAAGAAAUAUAACUCAACCCAACAUUUGGCUCAAAAUUAACUAUUUUAUUCACAUGCUAUAUAAAGUCUUUUGAAUAAUCCUUAUUUAUUUGUUUGUAUAAAUAUGAACAGUUAGUUUUCUUUUCCCAGUUGCUAUGUCAUAUAAAAUAUCUUACAAUACAGAAAGACAUAUUUAAAUACAACAUUAAAUAUAUUUUUUUAAAUCUAAGAUAUUUCAAUUAAUCCCAUCAAACAAUGUAUUAAUUAUCUUUAUGUGUUACCUCGUCUGAGGAAAUACAAAUGUGUUAUAUUAUCAGAUAUAUAUUGGACUUUAUUUUGAUUCAAAAAAUUAAUUUAAUCCCAUAAAACUCAUGCGCUUGAGGUGUCUUUAAAAUGUGCCUUCAGUGUAAAAUUUUAAUUUGGUACUAUAUGUUCACACAAUUUUGGGCUGUUAUUUGCAGUUGUUGUGGUUUUACGUAUUAAUUGAUGUAGUAACUUAUUUGACAGCAACGUUAUGAUUUUUUUUUUAUAUUUGAAAUGAAAACUGAUUAUGUUAAGGAUGUUUUCAUCACAUUAUUAUGAAAGUUAGGUUUUGAAACAAGUUUUUGUCAUUUCCUAGCUGUCCUUUCUAGUUAAACAAGAUGAUUUUUGUUUAUUUCUUUUUACAUCAUCACUAUAAAUUAUUGUACAGUUAAGCUUAUUGGUCAAAAUUAAAUUAAAUUAUCAAUUAUCUCUGCUCAUUAUUAUUAAUGCCCAUAAACUAGUUUACUUCUUCAUAAAAUCUUUAUAAACCACAAAUUAGCAUACUCUUUGUAGACCAUUUACUGUCUAUUUCUUUCACUUUUAAUUUAUUGAUCUUAAAAAAUUAUUGAGCUCUACUUUACGUACAUUUCCAUUACUUAGCAGCAGUUGAUUGCCAUAGCUGUAAACACAUAUAUUGACUCAUAUGACUUAAAUAAUAUAAAUUUUUAGUUAUCUGGAUUUUUGUUUCCGGAGCAAGUUUUUGAUAACUCCAAUAUAAAUGUUGCUUCUUACAAAUGAAAAUAUUUUUAUAACAAUAAAACUGAAUGUGAUGAAAAUUAUUCUUUACAAAACAUAUCCUUUUAUUUUUUGUUGUUUGUUUGUUUUUCCUAGUGAGAAAUCUUAGAUAAGUUAUUGUUAAAACACGUAAUUUUUCUUUGUAUUGUUAUUUAUUUACUUUAUCGCUAUUUUAAUGUAUAAAGAACCUAUGUAAUUUCAGGUUUCACAAAGCCUUGUAAAUAUUAUGUUUAUAUAAUUAUUAAGUUGUUGAGUUUAAAAAAAGUUUUUAUGUAAAUUUGAACAAUUCACUAUUGUAUUAAGAAUAUUGUUACUGCUUGUACAUACUUGUUUUUCUAAUUAUGUACUUUAUUUCAUUUUGAUUACACGUUUGAUCACUCAGCCA